Molecule: messenger RNA, 3866 nt
Organism: Armigeres subalbatus
Lineage: Eukaryota; Metazoa; Arthropoda; Insecta; Diptera; Culicidae
Gene: Vha55
Product: V-type proton ATPase subunit B
Exons: 3
Coding region: 309-1799 (496 amino acids)
Biological process (GO): ATP metabolic process; vacuolar acidification; proton transmembrane transport
Cellular component (GO): proton-transporting V-type ATPase, V1 domain
Molecular function (GO): proton-transporting ATPase activity, rotational mechanism; ATP binding
Source: RefSeq, a predicted model, not a curated record
ACAUUCAAUCGCACAUCAUCGCUUUUGCCUCUGUACGCGUACGAGGAAAAUUUUCAGAAGUGCUUAGCCCCCGUGAGUGUUGAAGCGGUCACAAAGUUUUUUCUCGUCCACCCGUCAGGCAGCACUUGUGUGUCGUCGCUCAUCCCGAGUCGAGUGUGUCCGGGUUUUUCGGUGUCACGCGGCAGUUCAGCAAGCAGCAAUCCGCUCCAUCCAAAGGUUGGGAGGAACCGCGGAACGGAACACCACACUAGGCAACAGCAGCAGCAGCAGUUCAAGUUGUUGGAGAAGAGCAGCAGUAGCGGAAAAAGAUGUCCGUCAAUCGUACCAUCUCGGCCCACCAGGCCACCAAGGAACACGUCCUGGCCGUGUCCAGAGAUUUCAUCUCGCAGCCACGACUGACCUACAAGACCGUAUCCGGUGUGAACGGUCCCCUGGUUAUCCUGGAUGAGGUCAAGUUCCCGAAGUUUGCCGAAAUCGUCCAGCUCCGCCUGAACGAUGGCACCAUCCGCUCCGGUCAGGUGCUGGAAGUCAGCGGUUCCAAGGCCGUCGUCCAGGUGUUCGAAGGCACCUCGGGUAUCGACGCCAAGAACACGGUGUGCGAGUUCACCGGUGACAUUCUGCGUACGCCCGUGUCCGAAGACAUGCUGGGUCGUGUGUUCAACGGCUCCGGUAAGCCCAUCGACAAGGGUCCCCCAAUUUUGGCCGAGGACUUCUUGGAUAUCCAGGGUCAACCCAUCAAUCCGUGGUCUCGUAUCUACCCCGAGGAAAUGAUCCAAACCGGUAUCUCCGCUAUCGAUGUGAUGAACUCGAUUGCUCGUGGUCAGAAGAUUCCCAUCUUCUCGGCUGCUGGUUUGCCACACAAUGAAAUCGCUGCCCAGAUUUGUCGUCAAGCCGGUCUGGUCAAGCACACCGGCAAGUCGGUGCUGGACGAACACGAGGACAACUUUGCCAUCGUAUUCGCCGCUAUGGGUGUGAACAUGGAAACUGCCCGUUUCUUCAAGCAGGAUUUCGAAGAGAACGGUUCCAUGGAGAACGUGUGUCUGUUCUUGAACUUGGCCAACGAUCCAACCAUCGAACGUAUCAUUACUCCACGUUUGGCGCUGACGGCGGCUGAAUUCUUGGCCUACCAGUGCGAGAAGCACGUGUUGGUCAUCUUGACGGACAUGUCCUCGUAUGCGGAAGCCUUGCGUGAGGUGUCUGCUGCCCGUGAAGAAGUGCCCGGACGUCGUGGUUUCCCAGGUUACAUGUACACCGAUUUGGCCACCAUCUACGAACGUGCCGGACGUGUUGAAGGACGUAACGGAUCGAUCACACAGAUCCCCAUUUUGACUAUGCCUAACGACGAUAUUACCCAUCCAAUUCCUGAUUUGACUGGUUAUAUUACCGAAGGACAGAUCUACGUCGAUCGUCAGUUGCACAACAGACAGAUCUACCCGCCAGUGAACGUACUGCCCUCGCUGUCUCGUCUGAUGAAGUCUGCCAUCGGUGAGGGUAUGACCCGCAAGGAUCACUCCGAUGUGUCCAAUCAGUUGUACGCUUGCUACGCCAUCGGUAAGGACGUGCAGGCCAUGAAGGCCGUCGUCGGUGAGGAAGCCCUGACGCCUGAUGAUCUGCUGUACCUGGAGUUCCUGAGCAAGUUCGAAAAGAACUUCAUCUCGCAGGGUAACUACGAAAACCGCACGGUAUUCGAAUCGCUGGACAUUGGCUGGCAGCUGUUGCGUAUCUUCCCCAAGGAGAUGCUCAAGCGUAUCCCGGCCUCCAUCCUGGCCGAAUUCUACCCACGAGACUCGCGCCACUAAGCGGUAUGUUUCGUCCAUCAACGCUUCAUUUGCAUGUUGUUUUAUUAUAUUUGUUAUCUACUAUUUUUUUUGCAUUUUGUCCCUUUCUGGGGGACAUUUUCUCAAGUUUAUCCCCAUUUUUUUCAAAAUCAAUUAAAAUAUUCUUUAUGAUUUGCCAUAUGCCCGUAAACCGGAAAAGUAUUGUUAAAUAAUGUAAUGAUGAACAUAUUUCAAUUGCGUCCAACUGCAACUAAUCGCCAAUAGCAUGAGAUCGAUUCAACUUAUCAAUGUUAUCAAUAAUUAAUACAGAAGACAAUUCGAGGGAUAAUUCUGUCUUUUGAAAAAUGCGUAAUCUAAAUGUGUGUGUGUCGCUACAGCAAAUGUCAUUUCGAGUAAAAAAACAUCUUUAUUGAAUCGCUGUGCAAAUUAAGCAUUCCUGAAACAAAAACAAUCUAAGUAUAAUCUUUACUUACGAUAUUUCACCGAACCAAUUCUACUACACAACUCGAGAAAAACGACCCAGAAUUAUAGAGUAAUCGAACUAUUAUUUCGGGAAUAUUCCCACGCUCAGCUUUCCUUCGUUCAAUUUUUCUCCACGUCAAAUCGAAGAAGUGCUUAGGAAAUCUUUGUUUCGAUCCUCCAACCGCGGUGGGACAGAAUCGACUUCCAAUCAUCGGCUUUAAGUCCAACAAGGAACAUAAUAUAACAACAACAUGAAACAUCUAUUAUCCAUCUAAUAACAACAAAUGUGUGCAAACUUAACCACCAUCAAGAAUAACGAAACAAAAGAAGAAAAUAUUGAUACGGCAUCGACGACCGGUUGGAAUUGAUUCCAGAGGAAACGACCAGCAUCCGAUUUCCUUGGUCAACGUCCCGUACGCACGCGGACUCGCCUGAAGAUCCUUCUCCAAAAGCCAAAGGGUUCGUGGGGGUUGAAGGAGUCCGAAUCGGAGAACCCUCAACACGCUUCAAGUUGCACGUGGCUGUCUUCAUUACAAAUGUAAUUCAGACCGGAAAGAUUGCCCCGAUUGUGGAAAGCGAGCUUUUAUUCUUAUGUAUACUCUGCUUAUUAGAUAAAAUAAUCAACAGUUUGUUUUUUAAUGAUAAAAAAUGAGAAAUAAUUGUGGAAAACAGUAUAAGUAGUCAAAUAUAUUAUCCAGGAAGAGGUACUACUAGAUUCACUAGCAUAAAACAACCUAUUUUCCCUUCAUAUCCUCCUUUUCGAUUCGUUCGUGCUAUGAGUUUUAAUUUUGUUGAUAUAUUUCUAUCGUACUAGGCGUUUAAGCUAUAUACACCACAAUUAGUCGUUAAGUUAUGAGCGUUUCCUUUCUGCAUGGUCUUAAAUCAAAGAAGUACUUUCGGCAAGCGGAACAGUGGCCACCUACGGCCAUAAACCGAAUCGGGUUCAUAUCAGAAUGGUUCAUGCUCACCAUUUGGCGGAGAGAAAAUAUUUUCUUCCAGGUUAUGCAUCAACAUCACGCUUCUUCAGUCGCAUCUGAACAAUCCCCUUUGAUUAUAACCACGUUAGCCGAACAUCUGCUAGAAUUAACCGUUCGAUGUGGACAGAAAUUUGGAAAAAUUGAUUUCCCUUCAUUCAAAUACCGACUGGAGCACUUCUGACUGAAUCCUUUUCGGAUUAUGCGUCACAUUGGUGUCACUUUCCGGAUUGAAGUACUUCUGUACAAUAAUUAGCUUGUAAGCUUCUAAAAUCUAGAACAAAUGAAACAUUAUAAAACGAAUGAAAAAAAAACGUUAAGCGAUGUCUCAAAUUAUUCUAGCUGAGAGAUUUACGAUAUCCAGAUCCAAGUCCAAAUGAAUCGAACAUCGGAUCCGAAAAUUUUACGACCCCUGAUAUUCGCACAUGCAAGUGGUAAAUUAGAAGACAUACCGAACCCAAUCUUGACUAUGUGCGAUCACACUCUGUGCAGAUUGUAGGAGCAACCUGGUGGAGAAAAUAUAUUACAUAAUUCAUAUUAUUAUUAGCUGUUGAAGAAUAAGUAAUAUUAUUCAGGUGUAAACACAACACUCUAUAAAUGAAGAAAGUGAAACAAACAAACAAAAAAACUAAUAAAAGCGGACAAAAACUUA